AUGUAUGAUGCUGACGUACCAAUCCGGGAUAGGACGGGAAGUGGCGGGAGGGGGUGGACGUGGGAUGGAAUAGGUGGACGUGGGAUGGAAUGGGUGGACGUGGGAUGGAACAGGUGGACGUGGGAUGGAAUAGGUGGACGUGGGAUGGAAUGGGUGGACGUGGGAUGGAAUGGGUGGCUGAAUAUGGGAGAUGAUAAGAUGAAAUGA
Messenger RNA from Cercopithifilaria johnstoni, 207 nucleotides. Lineage: Eukaryota; Metazoa; Nematoda; Chromadorea; Rhabditida; Onchocercidae. The record is from the annotation of a GenBank genome assembly.